CUCAAGUUAGUGCGAAACUUAUAAAAUGUCUAUUAUUAUAAACCAAUAUACCAAAAUAGAUUGACAGAUAAAAAUUAAAUACGCAUAUUAAUAAAUUUCCAGUAUGUCUGACUCAUUAACAAUAUUGAUAGUGAUUCCCCUUGGGUUUUGUGGGUUCGGAAAAUAGUGGUAAUGUGAUCUUAAAUGACUUUAAUUGAAGUGAAAUUGUACAACCGUGAAGAUGUAUAACAAAGUAGUUCUUUUAUGUUAUUUGGUUUAUGUCGUAACUGGAGAGGAAGCUCAGGUUUUUACAUCCAAAACAUUGUUUAGGAAAAGUGGUCCGAAUUUUUUGGAGUUUCAAAACUAUACAUAUUACUUUAAUGUCGAAUUUGAGAUUAAUUUUUACGGAGCUAUGCAAUAUUGUAAACUACGUAACAUGGAGUUAAUAAAUAUUGAUUCCGCAAUUGAAAAUGAUAAAAUUGGCCUACAUAUAAUAGAAAAAGGGUGGGCUCCGAAGAAAUUUUGGACUUCUGCGGUAAACAUGGUUGAAGGAGGAAAAUGGAUAUGGCUUUCUAAUGGCCAACCAAUCAAAUACUUCAAUUGGGACAGAGGAGAACCAACAGGGAUGAUUCCAUUCGUAGCGUCCUACGAGAACUGCAUACAAGCAAGACACGAAGGAACAAGAGGUUUCACAUGGAAUGAUUUAAACUGCGGGGUGAAGAAUUAUGUAAUUUGUAAAAGACCUAGUUCGUGUAGUUGUCCUAGUAUAAAAUCAUACUAAUGUACAUAUAUAUACAACUUGUCAAAUAUACGGUGAUACUUGGCAAUUUUGCCCACUUGAGUAGAGGAAAAAUAAGUGGGAACGCAUUCGGUGAAUUUUGUUGCUGUUGACUGCGCAUCGUAAAUGGAGCCUAAUAUCAAUACAGCCAAGUAUCACCGUAUAUUUGACAAACUGUAUAUUAAAAACUAAUAAACUAUAAAAAAAAUAAGAGAGUAUGUAUGAUAUGUAGUUGUUUUGACUUGAAGAUUUAUAUUAUCUGCAACACUCUAUUUUGCCUUAAUGUUAGACCUAAGUCUUCAUUCUUAGCUUACCUAUCGUGUUGUUAACCAACUUCUAUAAAAUAUUUGUAGGUAGUACGUUUGUUAAUAUAAUUUUUUCUUGGAAAGUAAUAAAUUUAAAAAAAUA
Diabrotica virgifera virgifera (western corn rootworm) is the source of this 1165-nucleotide messenger RNA. Its product is annotated as macrophage mannose receptor 1-like. Gene Ontology annotation, molecular function: carbohydrate binding. Lineage: Eukaryota; Metazoa; Arthropoda; Insecta; Coleoptera; Chrysomelidae. The transcript has 3 exons. Bases 221 to 760 code for a protein of 179 amino acids. Gene Ontology annotation, biological process: biological process involved in interspecies interaction between organisms. Gene Ontology annotation, cellular component: external side of plasma membrane. The record is from RefSeq and is a predicted model, not a curated record.